AUGACGGCACUUCAACCGCCGAGUAAGGAUCAUCUGGUUCGGUUGGUGGCCUUGAUCUUGGCAAGACCCUGGACGGCCUUCCGGCUCAAGGUCCACAGCUCGCAGGCAGCCAUCCUUGUCCUCGCAGGCGGGGUGAGCAGCAUCUCCGUGCCUACCGGUAAGGAGACACCCAUCACCCCCGCGAAGGUGACACCGAGGCCGACCUACCGACCACCAACGGCACACCCGGCCCCCGUCGUGGAGUACACACUGGACAACCCAGAGCCUGAACCUCUGGACCCAAGCUGGGCCUUUGUACCGGUCAAGUACCUCAACGUACCUAUGACAAUUAGGAACCCAUAUCCAUAUCUGCAUAAAGAAAAUGUAGAUGUCGUCGAUCAGGCUGGUCCAAUUUAUGAAUAUAACUUCGGAGCUAAGGUACUCAAAGAGAAAUACAAGCCACGCUAUUAUCAACCGAAAUUCGCUCAGACUUACAAAGUGCCAACAAAAGGAGCAUACCCCAAAAAAGCCGUUUCUGAUAUGAAGCAUUAUUAUUACCAGAAACAAGCCGUGCAGCAACUUCAGCAAGAACCACAACAGCAAGUACAACAGGCAACACAGCAACAAAUCCAAGAUGUGCAACAACAGCAGGUACAACAGCAGCAAGUAGAUCAACAGCAGUAUCAGCAACAACAGGAAUAUCAACAGCAAGCACAACAACAGGAAUAUCAACAUCAACAUCAAGAGCCACAAUUAGAUCAAGCACAAAGCCAAUAA
Molecule: messenger RNA, 756 nt
Organism: Nezara viridula (southern green stink bug)
Lineage: Eukaryota; Metazoa; Arthropoda; Insecta; Hemiptera; Pentatomidae
Source: the annotation of a GenBank genome assembly